Molecule: messenger RNA, 6499 nt
Organism: Meriones unguiculatus (Mongolian gerbil)
Lineage: Eukaryota; Metazoa; Chordata; Mammalia; Rodentia; Muridae
Gene: St6gal2
Product: ST6 beta-galactoside alpha-2,6-sialyltransferase 2
Exons: 6
Coding region: 514-2079 (521 amino acids)
Molecular function (GO): sialyltransferase activity
Source: RefSeq, a predicted model, not a curated record
UGCGCCUCCCACAUCACCGUUAUGCCCGGAGGACAGUCCCUGGAGUCUCAGAGGAGAGAACUUGGCAAACCUUCCCAGGGUUGGAUGGACCUGUGGAGGUGGGCAAGUAGGGAGUUGCGAAGGCGGCAGGUUUCCAAGUCUGUCCCUGCACAGUUAGGCGCCUCCCAAUAGCUGCCAGAAUGAGGAUGCGAGCAGCCUGAGCCAGACCGAGCCUGAACAAAGGGAGCCAGAGGCCCAGAGGAUGCUGUGUUCCUCACGCCCCACCCAGCUGGCCAGGACGCUGCCUGGAGGGCAGGUAGCCCAGUUUUCGUUCUGCGGAGGGCUGUGUGUUCGAGGCCAGCACACAAAGAUUCACUUCCUCCGGGCCAGCCCCCCAGACCACCCUGCCCACCACUCCCUGCCGGUAGCAUUCCAGAGGCCACCACCAGGACCCUAGCGUCGCCGGGUGCCAGGUUCUGCCCACCUCGCAGUGCUUUAGAACCCAAGGUGCAGUGCUGUCCCCAGGGGUCUGCAAUGAAACCGCACUUGAAACAAUGGCGACAACGAAUGCUCUUUGGAAUUUUUGUUUGGGGACUCCUCUUUUUGGCGAUUUUCAUCUACUUCACCAACAGCAACCCUGCUGCGCCUCUACCCAGCUCCUUUUCCUUCCUGGAGAGCCGUGCGCUCCUGCCUGUGCAGGGUAAGCAGCGGGCCAUCAUGGGUGCUUUGCAGGAGCCCUCCUUGCCCAGAACUUUAGAGAGAAACCUGCUCCUGGGCGGCCACCCUGCCAGCUCCUUCCACAGCGGGCCUGGGGAUCCACAGAAAUGGGACCAAGCCCAAGAUGGCUUUGACAACGGAGAAGAGUUUUUUUCAUCCCAGGUCGGAAGGAAAUCGCAAAGUGCUUUCAACCCCGAGGAAGAUGGCUACUUUUUUGUUGCAGGUCAACCAGGGUGGCACCAACACACACAGGGCACACUGGGGCUGUCUCCUGGGGAGACAUCGCUGCGGGCAGCAACCGCCCAGCACAAGCGGGAGAAGCCACGCCACGCAAGGCGAAGCAGAAUGCUUGAGGAGGCCUAUGACAGCGACAUGCUGCCUGCCUCCAUGUCCAGGGCUUUCCUAUACCGGCUCUGGAAGGGCGCCGUGUCCUCUAAGAUGCUGAACCCGCGCCUGCAGAAGGCCAUGCGCUACUACAUGUCCUUCAACAAACACGGUGUACGCUUCCGCAGACAGCGCGAGGUUCGGCGCUCUGGACCAGAGCUGCUGUGUGAGCUGCGAAGACGCGUCCGUGUGCGCACGCUGGACGGCAAGGAAGCACCGUUCUCGGCGCUGGGCUGGCGGCCUCUGGUACCCGGGGUGCCUCUGAGCCAGCUGCACCCACGUGGCCUGCGCACCUGCGCAGUAGUCACAUCUGCCGGUGCCAUCCUGAACUCCUCCUUAGGGGAGGAAAUCGAUUCUCAUGAUGCAGUUUUGAGAUUUAACUCUGCCCCUACACGUGGCUAUGAGAAAGAUGUUGGAAAUAAAACCACAGUACGCAUCAUCAACUCUCAGAUUCUGGCCAACCCCAGUCAUCACUUCAUUGACAGUUCUUUAUAUAAAGAUGUUAUCCUGGUGGCCUGGGACCCAGCUCCUUAUUCUGCUAAUCUUAACCUGUGGUAUAAGAAGCCAGAUUACAACCUUUUCACUCCAUAUAUCCAGCAUCGCCGCAGAUACCCAACUCAACCAUUUUACAUUCUUCACCCCAAAUUCAUAUGGCAGCUUUGGGAUAUUAUCCAGGAGAACACGAAGGAAAAGAUACAGCCCAACCCACCAUCUUCUGGUUUCAUUGGGAUCCUCAUCAUGAUGUCCAUGUGCAGAGAGGUGCAUGUGUAUGAGUACAUCCCUUCUGUCCGGCAAACAGAGCUUUGCCACUACCACGAGCUGUACUACGAUGCAGCCUGCACCCUGGGGGCAUACCACCCACUGCUCUACGAAAAGCUCCUGGUGCAACGCCUGAACACAGGCUCUCAAGAAGAUUUGCAUCAUAAGGGCAAGGUGGUCCUGCCAGGCUUCCAGGCCCUGCGGUGCCCAGUAAUCAACCCCAACAAUACACACUCAUAAAAUCGAACUCUUGGGAACUGAUGUGCAAUAAGGGACUGCUGUCGUCCUCAAAGUCACAAAAGAAUACUUGAAGAUAGAUUUAGACAAUGUGUCGUCUUUAACUGCAACUUAGUGGACGGGAGAAUUCUUUCUAGUGCAAGCCAUUUGGGUAACUACUACUGCCAUGAAUAUAGAAAUGGAACUUUAAAACCACACAAGAAAUAAGCAAAAACAGGAUACACAGAAAGAAACAGAUGUGUAGCCAUGAACAUGAUACCUCUAAACAUGUUAACCUCUACAACAGGGACACUCUGUGGUACAGUUGGUUCCAACCACAGGUUUGAAUGAUACUACUGAUGAUACUGUUUCCAUCUAGAAAUAUCCAAGUUGAGGUCCUACAGCUAGCAUAUUACUUGUACUUGCAUUCUUCAUUAAGAAGCCUGGGUUUUGUGGUGAAUGUCUGAAUUCUCACUCAGAUGUGUUUAACAUUAACAUGAUUUUCAACCACAGCUUUGCAGCUUUGCUUCCCAGCACUCUCUGGAUGUUACAACUGAGAACCAGGGUACGCUACAGCUACAACUCAUCCAAACCAAGUAAUUCAAGAAGCCAAAACCAAACUUCUGCUGGCAGCAAGGAACAGCUCCUUUGUCUCCCUGACGCAUCUUUCACCCAGCAGCAGCUGGCAUACACAGGUGGCAGUACAGGUGGUCCUGCAGGGCUGUGGCUGUCAGGUUUCCCUGCCUUGUUCUUUCACUUCAUGCUUCUGGCCUUCAAGAACACCCUGUAGCUCUCACAUAGCCAGGGACAUGUAGAACACUUACAGUAUCCCUGCAUUUCUGCAUCCUUGUUCCUCCUAAACUACAAAGGAUGGUUUUGAAGUACCCGUUCUGAGCUGCACAGGACACACCCCUUUCUGCCAAUUCUAUAUGAAAUUGCUGUAGGCUUUUCUCAAGGAUUAGAAACAACCCUCAUGUGCUCUGAGUGUUCCCCAGUUCUAUUCAUGAAUAUCUAGGAAUCCACUCACAUUUUACGUUAAGAAUGCAAUGGAGACACAGAUUGGUUUUUGAACAAAGUGAAUACAUGUGUGACUGAUGCACAGACAGGAGAAAGUGUUUUUCCCAGUGGAUAGCUGUAUUCAGAUUUUAAAACUAGGCUUCUAUCACUAAUACAUCCUUUUGUCUGGAGUUUUUGUUUGCUUGUUUUUUUAUGAAAAUAGUGGAAAAGAAUCAUGUUAGAAUUCUGUAAUUAAACAGGCAAGGCUGUUAUUUCAAUACCAAUCCAAAGAAACUCUCAGUGGUAUAGUUAAAACCUUGACAAUAACAUUUUAAUUAAAGGCAAGCUCCACCCCUUGAAAAAUGUGUGAGUAUCAAGGUUUUGUGGGAGAAGAAAUGUUUCAUGUUGAGUUUGUUCCAGAACAUUCUAAGGAUUACUUCCUAAGGAAGACUGGUUUUCUGAGACUACUAGCUUCUGUUUGGUUAUUAUCCCCUGCAGAGUUGAAGCAGGACUGCAGAUGUCCCCAGUGGCUUGCUACAGCAGUGAAGAGAGAGGGGUCAGGCUUUCAGUUUUUAAACAUUUAAACAGUUUUUUUUUUUAAUUUAAAAGUAUAAAUAAAUGACAGCAUCCGCUGACAGCCCAUUCUCAGCUCCACAACUAUCAUCUUCUGUUCAGCCUGGUCCAACCAUGUAAUCUCAGGAAAGUUUGGCCUUGUCACCAUAUUGGCAUGUCUAAUCAUCUCUGUAACUAGAGGAUGCAGACUGAUGGGUUACGCAUAUUUUCAACCUGUAGUCCUUGAAGCUUUCUAGAUCUUCCAGGGUUGCCAUUUUAAAUGCUCACAACCAUUAAGUUUCCUUUUAUGGGCUUGAAGGGAAUUCACUUAUAGGCAUACUUAUUAUCCUAGACAGUCCUCUUUGGGGGCAUGAGAAUUUAGUUAGAGAAUAACUUAUUAAGGUCAGUGUAAAUAUUCAAGUUCAAAAGCCCCACAAAACACUUCAAAGGUUGUUAAACAGCACUGUUGCCACACAUGGACUUUUAAAGGGCUGCUCUCAGAUUUACGGGGUUACAAGGAGACUGCAGAGCAUAAAGGAAAUUUAAUUAACUUCAAAUUCAUUAUGAUUCUUGAGAGUCUGUUAAACAUUCAGAAAAUGUGGUGAUCAUAUUAAUAUACUGUUGGCUAGUCACUCUUGUAUUUAAAGUUUAAAUAGCUUAGCCUCUUGCAAAUGUCACAAACCAAUGGCUAAUGCAAUGGUCACCUCUUGUGCUAGUUAAAUGAAUCCCAAGUGGCCGGAUUUUGCCAGACAUUUGCAAGUACUUCCACACCACAUUUGGUAACCGUAAAUGAACCUAUGGAAUAGCAACACUAACCACCCUCCCACCUCAUUUAUCACUGGCUCUGGCUCUUGCAGAACUAUGUGACUUCUUCUGUGAAGGGACUCUGGUUAGAACCUCAUGGUGCCGCCAGAUGCCACCAGGUGCUGCUCGUCCCACCCUCAGGACUGACAGAUGUCACAUUUCUUCGUGUUGCAAGAAAAUACCACUGUUUCCUCCUCCUCCUCCUCCUCCUCCUCCUCCUCCUCCUCCUCCUCCUCCUCCUCCUCCUCCUCCUCCUCCUCCUCCUUCUCCUCUUGUUCCUAUAACAAAGACUGUAGAGUGGCCCAAGAAUGACAAUUUAGCCACUUACAGAUUCUCUCUAACUGUGUCUUCAACUGCUCACAAGACGCAGGAGAUAAUGUAUAAUGAAGAUGCCCCCACCACAGAUGCACAGAGUAACAGGGCUUGGCCCCUGUGGCUCAGCCCACCACAUCCUCACAGAGCUAUUUCUUUGUCAGACUCUGGAAGGAUAAGUGGGGAUUAAAUAAAAGUUGCAUGCAAGCGUAUAAGGUAUGCUUUAGUGGGCAAGUUAGGGCCUAGAGUACAUCUGAGUUCCCUUGUCUCUGUUGUCUACCUGGUCUCUGAGUUCAAGGUGCUUUGCUUCAGAAGUGGCACUUCACUUGUAUCUUAACCUCUUGGACUCUCAGCCAGUCAACCUGGACUUUCUGAAUAAAAGUAGUGCUGCAGUGGUUUCAGAAAUGUUUGCAGAAGUGAAUGUCAAAGGGCCUGGUUUACUCUGCCAUGCUUAUCUAGUGCAUCUGCUGGAAAAGAGCGCAGCCUGUUGCCAGCUGACCAUACUCAUGUCUUUUGGAUUAAUUGGGCACUGUUUGAUUGCAUCAAAUGAAAUCAGUCUUCCAUGAAUUAUGGUAGGAUAAAAGGCUUUGGUGUGCAUUCGUGACUUGAUUAAGUUUUACAAGAUUUUCUUAGAACACCUGUACGGUAGUCUCCAUACCUGUUCCAUCAUGCUGUUCAUUUCAGUUCGACUUUCCAAUAGUCGAAUGCUACCCAUGGCUACAUGACUGUUCAAGGCAGCUUAUUAAACAUGAAUAGGAAGGUAAAACAUGCCUGUAUUUCAGCUCACUCGUUAUAUCUGGACAAUUCCAUUGUGAGAUUUUUUUUUUCUGCACUUCUGUCAUUUGAGCUUUGUUUAGAUUCUUGGUGAAUGAGCACCAUUUCUCUAGCAGCUGAAGAAAAUGAAAUACAAGUUCUAGUUCUUGCUUUGUUAAAUGAAUGAAGCAUUCAACAAGAAAAGAAACUCAGCAUAUUCUCUACAGGAUUAGGGUAGUGACUUUAACAAAUUAAAGCUGCUGAUAGAGUUCCUAUCCUUAGCAUAAAAGUAUACAUGUAGAUGGUUAUAUAAUUGUAUAUAUAUGUAUAUAUACUUAUCUACAUACAUGGUUGGUUUUGUAUUAUCUUUUUCUUUCAUCUUUAUGAUAAAAGAUUUACAAUAAAUUUUAUUUUAGUUAUUAAAACACUAAUAAUAUUUUAAGAGAAGGAAACAAAUAUUUUAUUUGUCCUUCUGCUAAAAAUGAAACCAGUGUUCUGCUCUCAGCAUGCAUGCUCAUACUCUACAUAUCUUGGCCACAUUAAAAAAACAAUGACCCAAACAUUGAAAGCCACCAUUGUCAGAACCAUUACCCUAGUGUAGUACUCAGUCAGAAGCCUGGUAGAGCUCUGAGUUUUGAAGAGUUUGUUGAUUGCCCAUGGCUUUUACAAGAUUAAGGGAAGAAACAUUUGUUGAUUCUCUGGAAAAUAGACUUCAAUAAAAUAAGUGCAACAGUAGCAUUAAAACCUAAGUUUACAGUGCACACCAUGUUUUGCUCUAGAUAAAUACUUGUGGAAUCUUUGUACUGGAGACCAGUGAACUUUUUUAAAGGCUUUGGGAAUUUUUUGGUAUAAUUUUUAAAACAAAAUGUGUUCUCUCUAAACUAAUUAAUGGCUUGAGGUUUUCCAAGAAGCGCAUUUUAAAAGUAUUUAUACACAUUUUAACAUGUGGGUAUUUUCUAUCUUGGUUUUGUAUAUUUUUAUGUGUACACAGUGUACAGAAUUGUAAAUAAAAUGUGUUUUCAUUUGU